AUGCCUGUUCGAAUCGUGAUUAUUGGAAGUGGUCCAACGGCACUUGGAGCAGCUCUUCGAUUAAAUGAGCUGCAAAUUGAAGGAGGGCUAGAUUUAGAGAUCUCGAUUCUCGAGAAAGAGGACGCAGUCGGUGGCUUGGCCAGUUCGGUCACUGACAAGCGGGGAUUCACGUGGGAUUUGGGCGUACAUGUAACCGGUGGAAGCAAAUACACGGAUUUCAUCUCGACGAUCAAUGAAGCGGUCGGCGAAUGGAAUGAAAUACCGAGAUGUGUCAAGGCCAAUAUGAGCCACAUCAUCCAGGCUGAGGCCCCAAUGGAAAACUACAUACCCUACCCUGUGCAAGACUCGAUUCCAUAUUUCCCCGAUUAUGAAAAAGCUUGCUGCUUGGCGGAUAUCGAGAAAAUCGAAGCUGAAAAUUCACAGGUGGCUCCACAAAAUUUUGCCGAAUUCUCUCGAAAAGUCUUCGGCGAGACUCUCCAAGAACUCUUCAUUCGGCCAUAUAAUGAAAAGGUAUGGACGAUAGGCUUGGAUGAGCUGAGCUGUGGAUGGGUGGAGGGACGAGUGCCGCAACCAAAUGGGAAAAUGAUGGCAAAACGGUGCGCUCUUUCACUGUCCGAACUGCAUGCGGAAGAGGAAAGCAAGCCUAGAGUCUUGUUCAGAUAUCCGGCAAAGUUGAAAGGCGUCGGAGCGAUGUGGAAGAGAAUCACCGAGAAACUCCCGAAAAGUUGGGUUCAUUUGGGGAAAUCGGUGGAGAAAAUCGAUUCAAAGACAAGAACAGUUUUCUGCUCGGAUAAGUCGAAAUUCGAGUACGAUUAUCUGAUCUCAACGAUGCCUCUUGUCGAGUUGGGACGGAUCACCGGAUUGGCGCCUGAGAUUCAGCUGAAACACUCGAAAGUAGUGCUUGUUGGUUUGGGUCUCCGUCGACCUCAACCCGAAACACUCGAGAAUUUCUCAUGGGUCUACUUUCCGCAACCGGAAAUCGUCUUCUAUAGAUGCACGUUUCUCUCGAAUUUCAACGAGUAUCUCACCCCGAAUGCAGCCGUUUUUUGGAGUGUCAUUUGUGAAAUCGGUCUCCCAUCGAAUAAGAAAAUUGACGAAAAAGAAAAAAUCGAGAAAACGAUUGAAGACUUAAAAUCGGUGGGUAUCCUGCGAGAAGAUGUGCAAAUCGUGUCGAAAUGGAUCCACUCACUCCCCUUUGGAUACCCGAUUCCCACAGUGAAUCGAGAUGAUGAAUUGAGGAAAUGGCAACCGAUUUUCGAAUCGAAAAGGAUUUACAGUAGAGGAAGAUUUGGUUCUUGGAAAUACGAGGUGGCCAAUCAGGAUCACUCGUUCACAAUGGGACGACAAGUGAUCGAUCGAAUAUUUAUGGGCGAAGAGGAGACUGUGCAUGGGAAA
Molecule: messenger RNA, 1395 nt
Organism: Mesorhabditis belari
Lineage: Eukaryota; Metazoa; Nematoda; Chromadorea; Rhabditida; Rhabditidae
Source: the annotation of a GenBank genome assembly